AUGUCUCUCCAGAACCUCAAAUACCUCGGAAAACUCCAAGGAAAGCGCGUGCUCGUGCUAGGAGGUACAUCAGGCAUCGGCUUCUGCAUCGCAGAGGCCGCCAUCGAACACGGAGCAGAGGUGGUACUCUCCAGCUCAAACCAGACAAAACUCGACAACACCGCUGCCAAACUGCAAUCCACAUAUCCUGAUCUCCUGCAGCGGAACCCAGUCACGACGCAGGUCUGCGAUCUGUCCAACAGCGAGGCUCUGGAACAGAACCUCACCGACCUCCUAGAGGCAGCAACGCAGUCUAGAAAGACGAAGCUCAACCAUAUCGCAUGGACUGCAGGAGAUGCGCUCAAACUGCCCGCCCUGGAUGAGCUCACUCUCGCUGACAUUAACCGGGGUGGUCUUGUUCGCGCUGCGGCGCCGCUGCUCAUGGCGAAGCUCUUGCCGAAGUAUAUGGAUGUGUCGCCUGAGAAUUCGUUUACGUUUACCGGGGGAUCGAACACGCAGAAGCCUAAUCCGGGAUGGUCGCUGAUGGCGAUGUGGGGAGGGGCAGUUGAGGGUCUUAUGCGCGGAUUGGCGGUGGAUUUGAAGCCGCUGCGGGUGAAUAUUGUCUCCCCGGGUGCGGUGCAUACUGAGAUCUUUGGGACUGUGCCUGCGGAGAGACUGGAUACUGUGCUGGACGGCUUCCGUCAGAAGUCCACGACGGGGACUGUAGCUAGGCCGGAGGAUCUGGCUGAGGCGUACAUAUAUAUUAUGAAAGACCAGUUUGUGACUGGGUCGAUUGUGGAGUCUAAUGGUGGGAGGCUUUUAGUGUAG
Molecule: messenger RNA, 807 nt
Organism: Aspergillus puulaauensis
Lineage: Eukaryota; Fungi; Ascomycota; Eurotiomycetes; Eurotiales; Aspergillaceae
Exons: 1
Coding region: 1-807 (268 amino acids)
Molecular function (GO): oxidoreductase activity
Source: RefSeq, a predicted model, not a curated record